AUGCAAAUUUUUCACGAUUGUAUAGAUGCUAUUAUCAAUGCUGUUACUAUCCUUGCCAAGACUGUGGGAAACUACAACGAGAAAAAAUCAUUUCUGAAGAAAAAGGAAAAAUUGAGCUCGAGUUUCGUAUAAAUACGACUUCCAUCCGCUCAUUUCUCCACAAGUCUGACUCGUUCAAAACGAAAGUUAGGAAAUCGCCGAUUGUUGCAACAUACAGCCGGGAUUCCAAGCAUUUGGAUAUUUUUUAUUUUGAGACUUGCAAAAUAGAAAAGGUAGACAACAUGAAGAUUGCUAUAAUUGCCAUCAUUGCUCUAUUGGGAGGUGUUUUCGGACAAGAUGGGGAGGAUCCGAAUGGAGAACUAGCUAGAACUGAAUGGCCACAAAAUGAAGACUCAAACGCUGGUGCACUCGUCAAUUUUGCUGUUUCCGAUGUUGAAGAUGGUAGCUGCAGGGCUAAUCUCCCAAACGCCGUCAGUCUUUUCCACGUAACGAACGGUCAUAUUGUCCCAGGAGACAGCAGCCCUAUUGAAGGCAGUUACAAAAUUGCAGCCCCAGCAGAAUGGGAAGCCAUCAAUGGAACUAUAACUGUCCUCAUUAUCUUCAACCGGGAUGAAAUUUUCAAUCUUACCGAUAUCGAUUUUACAUGUGACCCAAGCGAUGUAAAAGACUUGUCCGUCUACUCCUUCCCCCAAAACGACCUCAGAAAAGAAGCCAGCUCCAAUGUUUUCAAACGAGACGGAUUCCACAAGGGAGACGUACUUACCAUCACUCUUCCAGUAGCAGUUGCCAGAUUCAACAUCACUGGUGCAGACAGCGAUCUAGUUGUUGAUGGCGAUGGUACGACAUACACAGUUUCAGGAUUCAAGAAUGAAGAAGGCAUUGAUGAUCACACCGAGGUACACUUCAGUAUCGAAUACUCUAGCGAGGCAGACUCCUGGUUUUCUGCCGGAGACGUCACUGUUUCAGUCACCCAAGAAGAAGCAUCCGAAGAAAGAUUAGAGGCCUAAGCCGUUUUAAAAGCAAUAUUAGUAAUAUAUGAGAUCGUUUGAAAGAUGGAAAUAAUCACAUUAUAAAUCUUUAACCAAAUGUAGUUUUUGUAAUAAAAUAAUCAUCAGUAAAACGA
This is a messenger RNA of Styela clava, 1123 nucleotides long. The record is from RefSeq and is a predicted model, not a curated record. NCBI's taxonomy places the organism in Eukaryota, Metazoa, Chordata, Ascidiacea, Stolidobranchia, Styelidae.